This is a messenger RNA of Coccomyxa subellipsoidea C-169, 1560 nucleotides long. RefSeq names its product carboxyl transferase. The record is from RefSeq and is a predicted model, not a curated record. Gene Ontology annotation, cellular component: mitochondrion; methylcrotonoyl-CoA carboxylase complex. Lineage: Eukaryota; Viridiplantae; Chlorophyta; Trebouxiophyceae; Coccomyxaceae. Gene Ontology annotation, molecular function: methylcrotonoyl-CoA carboxylase activity. The transcript has 10 exons. Bases 1 to 1560 code for a protein of 519 amino acids. Gene Ontology annotation, biological process: L-leucine catabolic process.
AUGGGCACCCUCGUCCAUAAGUUGGACACUAAGAUCGCUCGCAUAAUUCAAGGCGGUGGCCAAAAAGCAACGGAUCGCAAUCGAUCGCGAGGGAAGAAGCUCCCAAGGGAGCGAAUACAUGCCUUGCUAGACCCAGGCUCUCCUUUCUUGGAACUCUCACAGCUGGCUGGUUUCGGCCUCUACGGCAAGGAGGAUGUUCCAAGCGGUGGGCUGGUGACGGGUAUAGGCCGGGUGCAUGGCAGGUUUGUAGCUCUGGUCGCCAAUGACCCAACAGUCAAGGGUGGCACAUACUAUCCUAUCACUGUCAAGAAGCACCUGCGGUUGCAAGAGAUUGCGGAGAUGUGCCGUCUGCCCUGCGUCUACUUUGUGGACUCUGGCGGUGCCAAUCUACCUCGACAGGCCGAUGUUUUCCCAGACAGAGACCACUUUGGCCGCAUCUUCUACAACCAGGCGCGGAUGUCAGCGAAGGGGAUCCCACAGAUUGCGGUGGUGAUGGGCUCCUGCACGGCUGGCGGCGCGUACGUGCCAGCCAUGGCGGAUGAGAGCGUCAUCGUGCGCGGCAACGGCACCAUCUUCCUGGGGGGCCCGCCCCUGGUCAAGGCAGCCACGGGGGAGGAUGUGACGCCAGAGGAGCUGGGCGGCGCGGAGCUGCACUGCAGCACGUCGGGCGUGGCAGACCACCUGGCAGAGAGCGAGGACCACGCCAUCAGCAUCACGCGUGGCAUCGUUGCCAAUCUAAGCCUGGCGGGAGGGAACGCUCUGCAGCUGCCAGUCCCCUCGGCGUUUGAGGAGCCGCUGCACCCGCCAGAGGAGCUGCGAGGGGUGGUGCCGGCGGAUGCGCGCAAGCCGUGGGAUGUGCGCGCGGUGCUGGCCAGGGUGCUGGACGGGUCGCGCUUCAGUGAGUUCAAGGCGCUGUACGGUGCGACGCUCGUCACCGGCUUUGGAUCCAUCUGCGGCCGCGAGGUCGGCAUAGUUGCCAACAACGGCAUCCUCUUCUCCGAGUCCGCGCUCAAAGGUGCCCACUUCAUACAGCUGUGUGCACAGAGGGGGGUGCCGCUGGUGUUCCUGCAAAAUAUCAUGGGCUUCAUGGUCGGCAAGAAGUACGAGGCAGGCGGCAUCGCCAAGGACGGCGCCAAAAUGGUCAUGGCCGUGGCCAAUGCACAGGUGCCCAAGAUCACGGUGAUCAUUGGCGGCAGUUUUGGAGCGGGCAACUAUGGCAUGUGCGGUCGCGCCUUUAGCCCCAAUUUCCUCUUCUCCUGGCCCAAUGCGCGCAUAUCAGUCAUGGGAGGCGCGCAGGCUGCAGGCGUGCUGGCUCAGGUCGAGGCGCAGAAGCAUGAGAGAGAGGGAACUGCAUGGAGCGAGGAAGACCAGGCAGCCUUCAAGGCCAAGAUUGCUGACAGGUAUGACAAGGAGGGCGAGCCAGAGUUUGCAUCCGCACGUUUGUGGGACGAUGGAGUGAUUGAUCCUGCUGACACCCGGCGCGUGCUGAGCCUGGCUUUGGCUGUGGCGUCCAAUGGCUACUCGCACACCACCCCUCACUACGGCGUGUUCAGGAUGUGA